Molecule: messenger RNA, 6291 nt
Organism: Loxodonta africana (African savanna elephant)
Lineage: Eukaryota; Metazoa; Chordata; Mammalia; Proboscidea; Elephantidae
Gene: COL17A1
Product: collagen type XVII alpha 1 chain
Exons: 56
Coding region: 1-4506 (1501 amino acids)
Biological process (GO): extracellular matrix organization
Cellular component (GO): hemidesmosome
Molecular function (GO): extracellular matrix structural constituent conferring tensile strength
Source: RefSeq, a predicted model, not a curated record
AUGGAAGUAACCAAGAAAAACAAACGAGAUGGCACUGAAGUCACUGAAAGACUUAUCACUGAAACAGUAACUACAAGACUUACAUCCUUACCACCAAAAGGGGGGACCAGCAAUGGCUAUACUAAGACGAGCUCUCUUGGUGGAGGGAGCCGAAUGGAGAAACAAAGCCUGAUACACGGCAGCAGUGGCUACAUAAACUCAAGUGGAAGCACAAGAGGCAAUUCCUCCACGUCCAGUUACAGGAGAGCUCAUUCACCUGCCUCAACUCUGCCCAACUCACCAGGCUCAACCUUUGAAAGGAAAACUCACGUCACCCGCCAUGCAACAUACGAAGGGAGCUCCAGCGGAAACUCUUCUCCCGAGUACCCUCGGAAGGAAUUUGCAUCUUCUUCAACCAGAGGACGGAGCCAAACACGAGAGAGCGAAAUCCGAGUUCGACUGCAGAGUGCGUCCCCAUCUACACGAUGGACAGAAUUGGAUGAUGUUAAGCGUUUGCUCAAGGGGAGCCGAUCAGCAAGCACGAGCCCCACACGAAACUGCUCCAACACACUCCCCAUCCCCAAGAAGGGCACUGUGGAGACCAAAACAGUGACAGCAAGCUCCCAAUCAGUGUCGGGCACCUACGAAGCAACAGUCCUGGAUGCCAGCCUUCCCUCUCAUGUGUGGUCCUCCACCUUGCCUGCGGGGUCCUCCAUGGGAGCCUAUCACAACAACAUGACAACCCAGAGCUCAUCGCUCCUCAACACCAAUGCCUAUUCUGCAGGAUCGGUCUUUGGAGUUCCAAAUAACAUGGCGUCUUACUCUUCCACGCUCCACCCCGGACUCAGCACCUGCUCCUCAGUGUUCGGCAUGCAGAACAAUCUGGCCCCCAGCUCAACCACCCUGUCCCAUGGCACAGCCACCACUUCCACAGCAUAUAGUGUGAAGAAAAACACACCCCAGAACCCUGCUGCUGUGAGCACCGGAGUGUCCACAUCUGCUGCCAGCACAACAAUUGCCCAGAAUGAUGACCUUUCGCCCAAGGACUGUAAGUUCCUGAUCCUGGAGAAAGACAACGUGCCCGCCAAGAAGGAUAUAGAGCUGCUGAUCAUGACCAAAGACAGCGGGAAGGUCUUCACUGCCUCCCCAGCAAGCAUCGCUACGACUUCUUUUUCAGAGGAUACCCUAAAAAAGGAAAAGCAAGCCACCUACACUGCUGACACCACCCUGAAGUCUGAAGCUAAUGGAGACCUGAAGACAGCAUCCACCAAGGGCAAGGCCACCUAUGCAGAAAUCCAGGGCUAUGACCGCAGUGGUGGAGGCAGUGGUGCUGGUGGCAAAGGCCCCUGGGGGGCAGCGCCAACCUGGUACCCCUGUGGCUCCGGCUGCAGCUGGUGGAAGUGGCUGCUGGGCCUGCUGCUCACCUGGCUGCUCCUCCUGGGGCUGCUCUUCGGCCUCAUCGCUCUGGCGGAGGAGGUGAGAAAACUGAAAGCGCGAGUGGAUGAACUGGAGAAAAUCAAGACCGGUGUGAUAAAUUUUGAGAAGAUAGAGAGCGCCAACAAGGAACGUCUCCUGGGUGUCACACCCGGGGUGGGAACGGACCUGGGCACAGGCAGGCUGGACGGCCAAAGUCAGGAGGCACUCUGGGUAUUCGUGAAGAACAAGCUAAUGACUGAACAAGAAAAUGGGAAUCUCCGAGGAAGCCCUGGCCCUAAAGGUGACAUGGGAAGUCAAGGCCCUAAAGGUGAUCGAGGACUCCCUGGGACUCCAGGUAUCCCUGGGCUCUUGGGCCAUCCAGGUCCAGAAGGACCAAAGGGACAAAAAGGCAGCGUGGGAGAGCCUGGCAUGGAGGGACCAAUGGGCCUGAGAGGGCGAGAAGGUCCCCCAGGACACCGCGGUGACCCAGGGCCUCCUGGGUUUGGUGAGAAAGGAGACAGAGGGCCUACUGGUGAGCCAGGACCUCAGGGCCCACCUGGUGUCCCAGGUUCUGUGGGCCCCAAAGGUUCCAGUGGUUCUCCUGGCCCACAGGGCCCCCCAGGUGCUAUAGGCCUCCAAGGGCUCCAAGGUGAAGUGGGACUCCCUGGUGUCAAAGGUGAUAAAGGACCUAUGGGACCGCCAGGACCCAAAGGUGACCAUGGCGAGAAAGGAUCCCGAGGCCUCACAGGCGAGCCUGGCUCGAGAGGUUUGCCUGGUGCUGUGGGUGAGCCUGGGGCUAAAGGAGCAAUGGGUCCCGCUGGCCCUGACGGACAACAAGGCCCAAGAGGUGAACAAGGUCUCACAGGGAUGCCUGGAAUCCGUGGCUCACCAGGACCUUCUGGAGACCCAGGAAAGCCAGGUCUCACGGGACCCCAAGGACCUCAGGGACUUCCUGGUAGCCCCGGCCAACCAGGGCUUAAAGGUGAACCGGGAGCUCCAGGCAAGAUCGUGACUGCAGAGGGGUCAUCGACUGUCACUGUCCCAGGCCCCCCGGGACCUCCUGGAGCUAUGGGACCCCCAGGACCUGCAGGCUCCCCAGGUCCUGCCGGCCCUGCUGGUCUCCCAGGACAGCAAGGCCCACGAGGGGAGCGAGGGCUUGCUGGUGAAUCGUUUCUGGAGAGCAGCAGCUCCAUCUCUGAGUUCCUCACUACACAAGGUAUUGAUUUACGAGGUCCCCCAGGUCCACCUGGGCCACGUGGUCCACCAGGACCUUCUAUUCCAGGCCCUCCAGGACCCCGAGGCCCAGCAGGGGAAGGAUUGCCAGGCCCACCAGGCCCGCCAGGAUCUUCAGAAACCUUAUUCUCUGGGCCCCCAGGCCCACCUGGCCCCCCAGGCCCCAAGGGAGACCAUGGGCCCCCAGGUCCUCGAGGACACCAAGGCGAGCAAGGCCCCCCAGGGUUCUCAAUAUCAGAUUCCGGUUCUCUUGGAUUCAGCCUGCAGGGACCCCCAGGCCCUCAGGGGCCCAAGGGUGACAAAGGUGAUCCUGGUGUUCCAGGGGCUCCUGGCAUUCCUGGCGGUCCCUCUCAAGGGGGAUCGUCCGGUGCCACGUACAUACCAGGCCCACCAGGCCCGCCGGGGCCUCCUGGGCCACCAGGCUCCAUCAUCAGCAGCUCUGGCCAGGAGAUUCGGCAGUACAUCUCCGAGUACAUGCAGAGUGACAGUAUUAGGUCUUACCUAUCUGGAGUUCAGGGUCCCCCAGGCCCACCUGGUCCCCCAGGGCCUGUCACCACCAUCACAGGAGAGACCUUUGACUACUCAGAGCUGGCAAGCAGUGUCGUGAGCUACUUACAGACCUCAGGGUACAGCAUUGGUACAGCCUCCGCCUCCAUCUCCUCUGAAGACAUCCUGGCUGUUCUACAGCGGGAUGAUGUACGUCAGUAUCUACAGCAGUACCUGAUGGGCCCUCGGGGGCCACCAGGGCCACCAGGGGCCAGUGGAGAUGUGUCCCUCCUGUCUCUGGACUACGCAGAGCUGAGUAGCCGCAUUCUCAGCUACAUGUCAAGUUCUGGGAUCAGCAUUGGGCUUCCUGGCCCCCCGGGCCCCCCUGGCUUGCCGGGAACAUCCUAUGAGGAGCUGCUCUCCUUGCUGCGAGGAUCUGAAUUUGGAGGCAUUGUUGGACCCCCAGGCCCCCCAGGGCCACCAGGGAUCCCAGGCAACGUGUGGUCCAGCAUCAGCAUGGAGGACCUCUCAUCUUACUUGCAGACGGCCGGCUUCACAUCCAUCCCAGGCCCUCCAGGCCCUCCUGGUCCCCCAGGUCCUCGAGGGCCCCCGGGUGUCUCAGAAGCUCUGGCGACCUAUGCAACUGAAAACACUGACAGCUUCCGGAGUGAACUGAUUAGCUACCUCACAAGUCCUGACGUGCGGAGCUUCAUUGUCGGCCCCCCAGGCCCUCCAGGACCUCAGGGACCACCUGGAGACAGCCGCCUCCUGUCAGGGGAAAGCUCCUACAGUGGGGGUAGCAGCUCCUCCUCAGGAAGCUCAUCGUUCCGACCGGGUACCUCCCACAGCUCUUCAGCUGCCAUAGGAGGAGCCAGCAGGGGCUCCCUGGGCGAAGGAGACGGAGGCCCCUAUGGCACUGACUUCGGCCUGGGCGGAGGCUAUGGGGCAGCAGCAGAAGGUGGCAUGUAUGGUGCUGAUGGUGGAUCAUUCGGGGCUGGCUUUGCCGGAGGCCUGGAUUAUAAUGAGCUGGCUGUUCGGGUGUCGGAGAGCCUGCAGCGUCAGGGUCUGCUUCAAGGGAUGGCCUACACUGUGCAGGGCCCACCAGGCCGGCCAGGCCCUCAGGGGCCCCCCGGAAUCAGCAAGGUCUUCUCUGCCUACAGCAAUGUGACUGCGGAUCUCAUGGACUUCUUCCGAAUUUAUGGCACCAUUCCAGGACCCCCUGGACAGAAGGGAGAGGUGGGCACCCCAGGACCCAAAGGUGAGAUGGGCCCUGCGGGACCACCAGGACGGCCUGGCCCACCUGGCCCUCAUGGGCACAAGGGAGAAAAAGGAGACAAAGGUGACCACGUCCACGCUGGGCGGAGAAGGCGAAGUAUUGCCACCAAGCCAUGAGCCACCUUUGUGGAACAGCCCCCCCGGACCAGUUCUUGCAAUGGCUCAUGGUGCUUCUGUUGAAUUCCCUCCAGAGAGUGAGAGCUGGAGUCUGUCAACUUCCUACCGAGACAACAUAGCCAAAUAGGCAACUAGCGACACUUGUUUUAGCCUGGAACAAUAUACACAUAUAUAAAUCAGUCAAAGAUAGACAAUUUCAAACAGUUUCACUGCGUGGACUUUAAGAGUAGGUGCAGUGUUUUAGAAUGAGACUGACUUCUCUGCUAUCUAGAUCUCAGCUCCUUGGGUUUCUUAACACUUGGCUCAAGCCCCAGCCUAGGAAAGCCAUUUAUAUAAAGUUGGCUCAGGAGUCAUUGCACUUUGUCUAAAAAUGAGCCCAGAAACUGGCAGUGGGGGAGGAGGGUGCUUUCCUUGAGUUGAUACUUGAUAGGGGUGGGUCUGCUUAAUGUUUCAAGGCUGUGCUCAUAGGGCCUUCCUCUCCCAUUCACUCUGUAUUCUCCAGUCACAGAAAAUAGUUGGCUAAGAAGUCACUCUUGGAAUUGAAAAAGUUAAGAAAUUCACUUCCCCUGUAGGAGGUGACAGGGUUUCUUAUUACUUCUCUCUACAUAUUCCCACUUGCUUAGAAAUUUACGUUUGUAGCUAUGCUCUGUAUCUAUCGGUCCAUGCUUGAGUUUAUAGAUUUGUUAUACUGAGCUAGACUGCAUGCAGCAAAUAGAAGGGCCAUGGGCAAGGGAGACUUGGAAGGAAGAGGGGAAAAUAGAAUGAAUACCUGAUGCCAGGAAGGAUGGCUUCAGCUGGAGAUGUCGCCCUCUGUCUGCACGUAGGAAAUGGCAUGGGAGGCUGGGGACAGUUGGUUUUUAAGCACUUUUCAAUGUUUAAAAACAUUUGUAUCUGAUCUAUAAGAUGAAAAGCCAUUUCAAGUGUAAAAUUUCCUAUUAAAAAUUUUUUCUCUUUUUUAAUAUGUUUAAUGUGAUCCACCUGACCAAAGUUGAAAUAUAUAUAACAUAUAUAUAUAUAUAUUUUUGGUUUGGUUUGGUUAUAUAUGUUAAUUGGGGCUGACUGCAACAUUUUUUAUCACAAACACAAGAAAGCAGAAAUUGCUGUAUUUUGGAACAGUCUCUGGCAUUUUGUUUAAUCAGACCUUUUUCUGCAAGGGCUAACUCAAUCUGGGCAUUUUACAAAGCAUCUGAAGGUUUCCCCUAAGCGUGUUACUUGAAAUAAACAUAUACACAACAAAAGAGCAAUUUAUUUACAAUUACUGUAGUGAUUUAUUCUAGGACAAAGCAAUUAUAAUUGUAAGGCAAGUAAUAAAAAAUGGAAUAUCAAAACUCCUAUUAAGGAGAAAUGGCACAGAGAAACACAUAGCACAAUCAGACACUCAAAUCCAGAAGAGGCAAUACUUGGUCCAUUUGUAAAAUUGUUAUAAUCUGUGACUCUCAAUUUCUGAGCAGUUAAAAAUGGGGUUAAAGUACAUCUACUUCUACACCUCUUAAGAGACUGAAUUGUUUUUCUUAUUUUCUCACGUAUUAUCCUGGAAAACACACACCAGACACUUCACAUGGCCUAUUUGCUUCCUUUACUAAAUACCCAUGUGGCUAUUAAGCUAUGAACCAAUCUGGAAUUUUUUUAAAUGAGCUCAUGAAUUUUGCAGAAUUUCAGAAAACUUAAGCUUUACUACAAAUGAACAACUUCAGCUUUACUGUCUAAUGAAAACUUACCCUUGUAUAUAAUGAAUGCGCCACGCCUUUUUAUGAUUUGUUUUUUCAAAUAAAAGUCAUCAGUUUU